Messenger RNA from Manihot esculenta (cassava), 1362 nucleotides. RefSeq names its product trihelix transcription factor ASR3. The record is from RefSeq and is a predicted model, not a curated record. The transcript has 2 exons. Bases 281 to 1219 code for a protein of 312 amino acids. Lineage: Eukaryota; Viridiplantae; Streptophyta; Magnoliopsida; Malpighiales; Euphorbiaceae.
AUUUUUACUCUCAUAGCAAAAGAAAAAAAAAAAGAAAGAAAAAAAAAUUCUGAAUGAUGAAAGAGGAAAAGGAAACAACCAUUUCUCCUGUCUGUGUUUCUGUGACAAACUAAGCAACAAAAUUCAAGCCUUCCCCACCACCACCAUCUCUCAUUUGUAAUCCACAAAACAACAAACACCACUCUCCUUCACUGUCUCUCUCCCCCCUUCCCUUCAAUUCCUCCUCCUCCUCCUCCUCCUCCUCUUCUUCUUUUAUCAUCAUAUUUGCUAGCUAUACCUUAUGUCCCAACCACCAACCCCAAUCCCACAAACACUUCCGCCCAUACCACCGCCACUGCCACCACCACAACCACAGCUACAACCACCCGCACUUCUCCCCGCCAACCGGGAAUACCGUAAAGGCAACUGGACAAUCCAGGAAACCCUAACCCUUAUCACCGCCAAGAAACUGGACGACGAGCGCCGCUCAAAACCCUCCAUCCCUUCAACCUCAAAACCAGGUGAGCUCCGGUGGAAAUGGGUGGAGAACUACUGCUGGGCACAUGGAUGUUUCCGCAGUCAGAACCAAUGCAAUGACAAGUGGGAUAAUCUCCUUCGCGACUAUAAGAAAGUCAGAGAGUAUCAGUCGAGAUCCAACGCCUCUGAUUCCUCCCCUUCUUACUGGACCAUGGAUAGGCAGCAGCGCAAGUUCUAUAAUCUUCCUUCUAAUAUGUCCCCCGAUGUUUUUGAAGCUCUUAAUGAAGUAGUUCAGAGAAGAUACCAUAAUAUACCACAAAGCUUACCUCCUUCACAACAACAACACCAACACCAGCAGCAGGAGCAGCAACAACAACUUUCAGUUGCUGUUGCUGCUUCUCCACCUCCGGAGACUACGCGGGAAUCUCUGCCGGAGCCGGUGAUGGAUCUCCCGGCGGUUUCAGAAGGAUCAGAAUCAUCAGCGACGGAAUCAAGUGACAAGCUUGACACAGGCACAAAACGAAGGAAAGUUCGGAACAUAGGUGCAAGCAUCAAGCACAGCGCUUCAAUCUUAGCCCAAACAAUCAGAAACUGCGAAGAGAAGAAAGACAAGAGACAUCAAGAAAUGAUGGAGAUCGAACAACGUAGGCUUCAGCUUGAGGAGGCAAGAAAUGAAGUGAACCGUGAAGGAAUGGCCAAUCUUGCUAUGGCUGUUACAAAGCUUUCGACUGCUAUUCAAUCACUUAUUUCAGACCAAACAUGAGAAGGAAAAACAAAAUUAUUUAGUUGAUUAAGUUGGUGAGGUUAUUUUUAGACUCACUCGGCCAUUCUUUUAGAUAUAUAUGGACUGGCAAAGUGCAUUUGUAGAAUUGUGAUUCUUAUUAUAUUCAGUCAUUAAUUAAUUAA